Molecule: messenger RNA, 790 nt
Organism: Thecamonas trahens ATCC 50062
Lineage: Eukaryota; Apusomonadida; Apusomonadidae
Exons: 2
Coding region: 12-776 (254 amino acids)
Source: RefSeq, a predicted model, not a curated record
GCAGCUUCGACAUGGCGUCUCGCAAGCGGCGCCGGGAUGUGUUUGAGGGCGGAGUGGGCGAGUUUGAGGAUGCGGGAGGACAGAAGCGGCGGAUGCUGUUCAAGCGGACCGAGAACAUCACCAAGCAGUUCUCCAAGCUGUGUGAAAAGUUUAUCAAGCACCGGGCAGAGGUGGCGAUGUUUGUCUCCAAGGAGGAAGUGCUGAGUAACCUGAGGCCGUUAGUGGAGGGCCACCCGCGGUGGGAGUGGUUUCUGGGCGACGAGUCGACGGCGCUCUUCCGUGACGUCGAUGAGGUUGUUCGCAAGUUUAUCAACGUCCUCACGCCCAUGGCAACUGUAGAGGAGAAGGCGUUGAAGGAUGGCUCGGCUCGCCGGGCGUCGGAUCACCCGCGCUCGCCCAUUGCGAUGCUCACCGCGUGGCGCAAGAACGUGGGAUCGGCCAAGCAGCGCAAGGCCGCGCGCGCCCGCGAGCGCCGCUUCCUGGCCAAGAUCCGCAAGAUCCGCGCCGAGGCCGAAGAGGCCGGCGACGACGCCGAUGAAGCCGAGGCUGCCUUCCGCGCCGCCAUCGAGGCGGGGCCGUCUGCCGAUGCCAGUGGCGCCGGCAAGGGUGAUGCCAAGUCCAAGGAGAAGAAGGACAAGAAGAAGGACAAGAAGAAGAAGAAGAAGAAGAAGAAGCAGAAGAAGAAGAGCAAGAAGAAGAGUAAGAGCAAGAGCAAGAGCAAGAGCAAGAGCAAGGCCAAGGCCAAGGCCAAGGACAGCGGCUCAGCAUCAGAGUAAAAAGCAGCAGAGUG